CCCGCCCCAACAUACAGCCCGGUUAUUCGCCAGUCCAUUAUUAUUUUCUUGUGAGAUCCGAAGCCGGCAGGUAAACCACGAGACAAUUACCUGCACGUUUUCUUUCGUUCACACCCAAGACCGGCAGUUACCCAAGUAGAUUUGCAGAAGUUGUACUCCGCCGAUUCGCUCCUGAUUUUCGAACUUCCGCAUUACCGCUCCGUCGAACUCCUACACCUCCGCCGACACGCCCUGCUCCAUUGUGCACAAGCUGUGCAUCGCGACACCACAGCAGCAGUGCUACUGCUUAACCAGGUAGCAGCUGUAGGGGAAAGUGGUUGACUUUCAAGAGUAGAAGCAGAGAUCUGUGGCUUGCCCCGAUCCUUCACAAGCCCCGAUCCGAAUCCGGUUCUUGCUCUCAUCGUUCUGGCAUUGACACCGCCCUCUUUACUCUGUAUGCUGGCUUGCUUUGGUCUGGUAAACUGGUUUCUCUCACCUUCUGGCGAAGGUCAACACUGGGAACGAUCAGGACAAAAAGAGGAUGCUUCUGUGGAAUCUGUACAACUGAACUGUGGUUUCAGCUACCCAUACCCCGCUGGCUAUCUACCUACGGUCUUUUUGUCUACCUGGCCUGGUCUCUUGCACAGGCUAGCCAUAUAGGUCACAGUCGCCGUCACGAUGGGCAAUAGCCAGGGCAAGCCCAUCGAGUUUGGCGAUGAAGUGAAUCUAAAUCACUUCCGCCUACUGCGAGUUGUCGGCCGGGGUGCUUUUGGCAAGGUUCGAAUCGUCGAGAGGAAAGACACAAAUUUAUCCUUCGCUCUGAAGUACAUCAGGAAAGAUGAAGUUGUUCGAUCCGAAAGCGUUCGAAAUAUCAUCCGAGAAAGACGAAUGUUGGAGCAUGUCAACCACCCAUUUAUCUGCAAUUUACGCUACAGCUUCCAGGAUAUUGAGUACAUGUACUUGGUUGUGGACUUGAUGACAGGCGGCGAUUUGAGAUUCCACAUUUCACGAAAGACUUUCACGGAAGAGGCUGUGAGGUUCUGGAUCGCCGAGUUGGGCUGUGCGCUGAGGUACAUACACGGUCAAAAAAUCAUCCACCGAGAUGUAAAACCCGAUAAUGUGUUGUUGGACGGCGAGGGACAUGUUCACUUGACGGAUUUUAACGUUGCGUCCGACAUAAUACCUGGAAAAGUCUUGACGAGCAAGUCUGGGACUCUAGCCUACCUUGCCCCUGAGGUUUAUGCAGGACGUGGAUACGACGUGAGGGCUGAUUGGUGGUCAUUGGGGGUGCUAUUCUACGAGUGCAUCUACAACAAGAGGCCUUUCGAGGGAGGUUCAGAGUCAUCGCUCAGUCAAGUCAUUCAAGCUGCAAACCCAAAGUACCCGAUCACAUCGCCUCCAGUAUCUCUACUCUGUUUAUACGCCAUCAAGGAUGCACUACAGCCCAACCCGGAUAAGCGAAUGGGCGCAACAUGGGAAAGUUUCACCCGCCACGACUUCUUCUCGUGUAUCGACUUUGAGGCUCUGGAGCGAAAGCAAAUCGAGCCCAUUUUCAUUCCGUCAUCCGACAAGACCAACUUCGACGCAACAUACGACCUGGAGGAGCUCCUGCUAGAGGAGGCUCCCCUGGAAGCUAGAGCCCGGAGACAAAAGCCUCGAGAGCGGUUAAAGGACGAUGCUACCGAGAAGGAGAUUCGUGAAGAUGAGCUCUAUCGCAUGAUUGACAGGGAUUUUAGGCCCUUUGACUACACAUUAGCAGCGUACAAAAAGAUCACCGGCCAGAUGGAAGACCAGCAGGGAGAGCAACAAGAUCCCAACAGCGUCAACCGCCAAGGCUCAAAUCUGCAGGCAUCCGGGCCGCCACAAGCCCUAACCACUGACGAGGCUACUCAAAUGGUCAACACUGGCCACCCAGCACAAACUGGCGGCCAAGGAAACACCGUUGCUCGCCAGGUGUCUUCAUCGUCUCAUAAGUCGCACCGUAGCGGCCAUGAUGGCAGUGCAGGCUCUCACCCAGGAUCCCGCAAGCAGCCACCAGGAAGGCUGCCACCGCUCAUGCCAUAUCCGACUUCAUACACUAACUCUCAAGGAAGCGGUGCGGGCAUUCAUCGCACGGGACGCCAGGGCAGCGCAGCCAUGGUCGGGAGCCCAACUGGUGGUGUUCAGGUGACCUUAGACGGAGCUGGUUCCUGGUCCGAUCUGGCUCGGCAAGACGCUACCUUGCCGGCCGACGCCAAUGCUUCCAAUGAGGGUGCUAAAGAUAGUGGCUCAUCCGGAGGAGUGUUUGGAUUCUUAAGUCGGAAAAAGGGCCGAAGCCAUAGCCCGAAGCCCAAGGAGAGAGGCGUGCUCGGGAAGGAAGGUGCUAGGCAGGUCAUUGGAUGAUUAUACGGACAAACUCUGGAACUAACCGUCAAAAUUUCGGAGUAUGGACUACGCGUAGUCGACCCCCAUGACGAGUUUCGAGCCAGGCGCGUCGUCACCGACAGCGCGGUAUGGCUUGGGGAGGGAGCCCGACGCUAUCCGCUUGGCAAUCAUCAAGACUGCCAAGGUGUGGAGGGCCAAAGGUCACUUGGGUUGGUCUUUCGACAUGAGGUCCAUACAACUUUUUCUAUUUCAAUUUUCGAUACCCACCAGCAGGCCCCAUGGGACUACUCUGUCAAGCAUAAAACUCUACAAAUCUGUCACGAUAUAAAGAGAGUUUGGCCAAGGCUGCUGUUCUCUUUUUACUUGGAAUCUUUGUUGCCAUCUACUCACAGUAUCAAUCAAAUCGCCU
This is a messenger RNA of Pyricularia grisea, 2752 nucleotides long. RefSeq lists its product as uncharacterized. Gene Ontology annotation, molecular function: protein serine/threonine kinase activity; ATP binding. The record is from RefSeq and is a predicted model, not a curated record. Lineage: Eukaryota; Fungi; Ascomycota; Sordariomycetes; Magnaporthales; Pyriculariaceae. Gene Ontology annotation, biological process: peptidyl-serine phosphorylation; intracellular signal transduction. The transcript has 8 exons. Bases 658 to 2361 code for a protein of 567 amino acids.